UUGAAGGUUGUCGAUUGUGCAAAAAUCAAAUGUCCAGCAAUAGACGAUCCAGUGUGUGUUAAAAUUAAAUAUAAAAAUUCUAAAAACUACGAAUACGUCAUCGCGGUUAAUAAAUGUGAAAUAAAAUACGCUACUUGUCAGAAAGAUGUAGAAGCUGUUAUGGUGCCUAUGGUCAAGUGCCAUAACUCAAGUGACGAAAUCAAGUGCGAAACUAAUGAAGAUUUUACUGGCGAGGGUACGAAACUCAAUGCAGAUUCAGAUAAAAGCAGAGAUAUAGAAAAUGAUGAUGUUGAUAACGAAACGGUUUUAAUGGCCAACGAGACUAAUGAUGGGUUUGAUAAAAAUGGGGAAAGCGAUAUAAAUUACGAAGAAGGAGGUGGAAAAAAUGGACAAUGGAUAGCUGUUGUCGACACAAAAGUAUUAAACGACAAACAGACAGAAGAAAAUGAGGUUGAAUUGGAUGGUGAAGAUAAUACGAAUGAGGCAGGAAAUAAAGAAGAUGAUUUAAAAAAACCCGUUACGAAAGAAUUAAAAGAUUAUGACAGUAACGAUGACCCAGAAGCUAAAGAUGAUAAUGAGGACAAUAAUGAUGAGGAUGACUACAGAAAUAAAGAGUACGGGGAAGAAAAUCUAGUCACUGUUGGCAAUUUUGGGAAAGACUAUGACCAACAAGAGGAAGAAGCGGAUUUAGAGGAAAGUAGAAAAGAUUGUCCUACAGUCUGUCCCUCGCGCGACGUGAUGGUCUGUGCUAAAUGCAAACACCAAAUACACAGAACGUUUCUUAGCGCAUGUCAUCUCAGAAUGUUUGCUUGCCAGCAUCCGAACGAGAAGUUAGAACUAGUUAAACGGAAGCCCUGCAUGCAGUCCGGGCCGUUUUUAUCUAAAUUCGAGGACACGAGAGGCAGGAUCCAUGAGUCUAGAGAAGAUGAUGAAAUACAGAAAUUCAUAUUUUGCAGAGAGAACAAUCUUAUAAACAAAAGUAAAGUAUGA
Messenger RNA from Danaus chrysippus (African queen), 990 nucleotides. The record is from the annotation of a GenBank genome assembly. Lineage: Eukaryota; Metazoa; Arthropoda; Insecta; Lepidoptera; Nymphalidae.